Messenger RNA from Aspergillus heteromorphus CBS 117.55, 906 nucleotides. Its product is annotated as SDR family NAD(P)-dependent oxidoreductase. The record is from RefSeq and is a predicted model, not a curated record. Gene Ontology annotation, molecular function: oxidoreductase activity. NCBI's taxonomy places the organism in Eukaryota, Fungi, Ascomycota, Eurotiomycetes, Eurotiales, Aspergillaceae. The coding region runs from base 94 to 882 and encodes 262 amino acids. The transcript is spliced from 2 exons.
CAUUCAUCCAUCCAUUCAAUCGUCCAAACAACCAUCUAUUUAUCCAUCCAUCCACUCAACUAAACAACAAAAACAACCACAACAAAACCAAGCAUGCACUCCCCACCCACCAAAACAUGCCUCAUAACUGGCGGCGCCAGCGGCCUAGGCAAAGCCAUCGCAACCCGAUUCUUCACCGCAGGCAUGAACGUAAUCAUCUGCGACAUCAACGAAUCACGGCUCCAACAGACCUCUCUCGACCUCGCCGGCCCCACCGGCAGUCCUCGCCUGAAGACCAUCAAAACCGACAUCACGGGCGCCAGCGAAGUACAGACCCUAUUCGAGACGAUCACCGCGGAGUUCCACCACCUCGACAUCCUAGUCAACAACGCGGGGAUCAUGGACCGGUUCGACCCCGUCGGCGAUCUCGACGAGGGCCUAUGGGACAAAGUGCUGGCGGUGAACCUGACCGCGCCGUUUCUGCUAAGCAAACUCGCCGUGAAGAGCAUGUUGGGCAGGGAGGUGGUCGACGGGUGCAUUUUGAAUAUUGUAUCCACGGCGGGGAAGGCGGGAUUUCUUGCUGGCGCAGCCUACACAGCCAGCAAACACGGCCUGGUCGGCCUCACCAAGAACACGGCGUCGUUCUACGGCGCGAAAGGCAUCCGGUGCAAUGCGCUGAUGAUGGGCGGGAUGAUGACGAAUAUCACGGAUGCGUUCACGGCGGAUACCAACCUCGAGGGGCGGGACAAGAUGAUGCAGUUCCUGGGGGCCGCGAAGGCGCCACUGGUUGAUGUCGACCAGGUGGCCGAGCUGUGUUUCUCCGUGGCGUGUGGGCCCGGGUCCAGGCUGCUGAAUGGGACGUGUAUUCCGGUUGAUCAUGGGUUGGCGGGGUUAUUGGGGUGAGCGGUCCGGAUUCCUGGCUUAAUU